This is a messenger RNA of Ipomoea nil (Japanese morning glory), 2311 nucleotides long. Its product is annotated as BTB/POZ domain-containing protein At1g03010-like. Bases 270 to 2183 code for a protein of 637 amino acids. NCBI's taxonomy places the organism in Eukaryota, Viridiplantae, Streptophyta, Magnoliopsida, Solanales, Convolvulaceae. The transcript is spliced from 4 exons. The record is from RefSeq and is a predicted model, not a curated record. Gene Ontology annotation, molecular function: protein binding.
UCCCCAAAAGCACUGGCAACAAUUCCGGAAUCCAGCAAUCUCAGCAUGGUGAAAACUCAAAAGACACUCACUAAUCCCUCACUUUUCACCGAAAAGCACCUCCACCCUGUGUGCCACAGCUUCUCAUAUUUUGACUUUCACAAUUUCAAACACACAUUAAUCAAAAAAGGUUUUCCUUUUUCCCCAUUGCAUGGUUUCAUGUCUUUCUGCUCCCUCCAGUUUUCCCCUCAUUCCCACUUUCACACUUCUGGACUCUGAGAGAGAUAGUAAUGGGAGUUGUGACCAUUGCAGAACUGAAGCCAAGCGUUUCUGGGAAGAGGUCUUUUCGGCCCAGUUCCAGUGCCAGACAUGUUACAGAAUGGCCGAUAUCUGAUGUUACAAGUGAUCUUACAAUCGAGGUAGGCGGGGCUAGCUUCGCGCUUCAUAAGUUUCCUCUGGUUUCGCGGAGUGGGAGGAUCAGGAAACUCCUGGCAGAUGGGAAGGAAUCGAAGGUUUCGAGGCUGAAUCUUUCGGAUGUUCCCGGGGGAUCAGAGGCCUUUGAGCUGGCUGCGAAGUUCUGCUAUGGAGUAAACGUCGAGAUUUCGCUGUCGAAUGUUGGGAUGCUGAAAUGUGUGGCCAGUUUCCUGGAAAUGACAGAGGAAGUGUCAGAGAAGAACCUGGAAAUGAGGAGUGAAAUCUUUCUUAAGGAGAUUGUGCUGCCAAAUAUAUCGAACUGUAUAUCUGUUCUGCACAGAUGUGAAACAUUGUUGCCAGUAUCUGAUAAGGCGAAUCUCGUUGCCCGGUUGAUCAACUCGAUCGCGAAUAAUGCUUGCAAGGAGCAGCUAACUUCGGGUUUGUCCAAGCUGGACCAUAACUUCCCCUCGAAAGCCCACCAAAGUGUCGAUGUUGAUGCAGAAACCCCGUCGGAUUGGUGGGGGAAGAUGCUCACAGUCUUGAAUCUUGAUUUCUUUCAGAGGGUUGUUUCUGCAGUGAAAGGGAAGGGUUUGAAACAGGAUAUUAUUAGUAGGAUCUUGAUAAACUAUGCCCAGAAUUCUCUUCAGGGAAUCAUACUCAAAGACCCUCAGAUGGUUAAAGGAGGGUUCUUGGAUUUGGAUUUCCAGAAAAAGCAAAGGAUCAUAGUCGAAACCAUAGCCAGUUUGCUCCCAACACAAUCCCGGAAAAGCACUGUCCCAAUUGCAUUCCUUUCAAGCCUGUUGAAAUCUGCAAUUGCAGCCUCAACUUCCACUUCCUGCAGGUCUGAUCUGGAGAGGCGAAUCGGCCUGCAGCUCGACCAGGCGAUUCUCGAGGACAUCCUCGUACCUACUAAUCCACACGGGAAUAGCCACAGCCCUCUCUACGACACGGAUUCAAUCCUGAGGAUCUUCUCGUUUUUCUUGAACUUGGAUGAGGAUGAUGAUGAGGAUAGUAAUCCACUGAGGGAUGAAGCUGAAAUGGUUUAUGAUUUUGACAGCCCUGGCUCCCCCAAGCAAAGCUCAAUCCUUAAGGUGUCAAAACUCCUGGACAACUAUCUUGCAGAAGUUGCACUUGAUUCCAACCUCUCCCCUUCAAAGUUCAUAGCCCUUGCAGAGCUGCUCCCAGACCAUGCUCGCCUUGUUUAUGAUGGACUAUACCGAGCCGUCGACAUUUUUCUCAAGGUUCAUCCAAACGUGAAAGAUUCAGAACGGUACAGGCUCUGCAAAACAAUCGACUGCCAGAAGCUGUCCCAAGAAGCCUGCAGCCACGCCGCUCAAAACGAGCGGCUGCCGGUGCAAAUGGCGGUCCAAGUCCUCUACUUCGAGCAGAUCAGGCUGCGGAACGCCAUGAACGGCGGCCACAACAACCAACUCUUCUUCGGCUCAUCACUGCACAAUAACCAAUUCCCCCACCGCUCCGGCAGCGGCGCCGGGAGCGGCUGCAUCUCCCCCAGAGACAACUACGCAUCAGUGAGAAGAGAGAACAGAGAGCUAAAACUGGAAGUCGCCAGAAUGAGGAUGAGGCUAACGGAUCUGGAAAAAGAUCACGUCUCCAUGAAACAAGAGCUCGUGAAGUCUCAUCCAGCUAAUAAACUCUUCAAAUCGUUCGCCAAGAAACUCAGCAAACUCAACACGCUUUUUAGGAUAAAGGACUUGAGACCUUUGGGUGGAAAAGUUAACGCAGAAAGCCGUCUGCUUUUCCAGAAGAGAAGACGCCACUCCGUUUCUUGAUCUUCGUUUGAUUUGUUUGUGUGAAUAACAAUUGAGUGUAUGUAUAGUUUUUAGUUUAAUUUACUGGCCGGCCUGGUGUGAUCAUAUAUCUUACAUGCAUGAAUGCAAAUUUAAAAGCUCUGUUUUUG